Molecule: messenger RNA, 1126 nt
Organism: Xiphias gladius (swordfish)
Lineage: Eukaryota; Metazoa; Chordata; Actinopteri; Istiophoriformes; Xiphiidae
Gene: batf3
Product: basic leucine zipper transcription factor, ATF-like 3
Exons: 4
Coding region: 432-800 (122 amino acids)
Biological process (GO): regulation of transcription by RNA polymerase II
Cellular component (GO): nucleus
Molecular function (GO): DNA-binding transcription factor activity, RNA polymerase II-specific; RNA polymerase II cis-regulatory region sequence-specific DNA binding
Source: RefSeq, a predicted model, not a curated record
CUGUGGCUUUCAGCCCUGAGCCCACAAGAGAUACUCAAGCAGAAGUAAAGAUUUUUUCAGCUGUGGGUUAAUGCGCCUUUGGUUCCUCUGGUGGCUACGUGUGGUGUUUGUGGGAUCGAGUCAAGAUAAACCACCGUGUCCUGUGUCCAUUGUAAUGCAGACCACUAAUGUUCGGUUCAAGCGUGGCCCCUGAGUCAUAUGACUUACGUGAACGGUCCUCGCUACUUCUUCUAAAAUGGCAACAAAAUUGAAAAGUGAAAAGAAAGCCGAAGUGAAACUCUGCAGCCUGUUUCUUGCCUGGUUCUUUUAACGCCACCGGACUCGACGCCUGGUCACACAACUAACACCUUUGUCUCGCGUGACGGGGCCAGAGUGCAGGAUAAUCCUCCUGUUUUUUUUCUCAUUUUGAUGCAUGCGUUAAAAAGUCUGUCAUGUCAGACUGGGAUUCUCCCCGCCCGUCUCAUCAGAAGAGAAGCAAGGAUAACCACGUCUGGGAGGCAUGUGAGGGUUCAGACGGUGAAGGCCAGAGGCUGAAGAGGAGGGAGAAGAACAGAGUUGCAGCCCAGAGGAGCCGCAAGAAACAAGCACAGAGAGCCGACGUGCUGCAUGAGGCCUGUGAGCUGUUGGAGGCGAGGAACCGAAAGCUGCGGAGAGAGGUGGAUUCUCUGUCUGCGGAGCAGCACCUGCUCACCGAAGCUCUCAGAGCCCACGAGCCCCUCUGUCCCACCGUGCCCUGCCUCCGCGCCUCCUCCGCCUCACGCAGCCCGCAGCCGGACGACACGGCGGCUUGCUCCGUCUGAGGCCAGGCGUGGUGUUUCCGACCGCGGCGACCCGCUGCGCCACAGUGCGCCAGCGAACCUCCAGAGGGCCGCGUUCGCCGUGAGCAGGGGUAAAGUGGCAACGCGCACCUCUGGCGGUACGAGCAGCUCAUUUCCAUAAUGUAGAUACAAUGAUAGUUUCUGCCACGCUCGGCGUCCCCAUUACUGAUGCACAUGGUUUUAAUUCCCCUCUCAGCUUUCAUAAGCCCAUUUUUCUUGUCUUCUUUUUUUUUCCCGCUGUAUGAGAGCGUAGCUUUGAUUCUGGUCACAGUUAUAACAAAGAACCAGAUGCGUAUUUUCCACUGACC